Messenger RNA from Plasmodium inui San Antonio 1, 471 nucleotides. RefSeq lists its product as hypothetical. Gene Ontology annotation, molecular function: RNA binding. The coding region runs from base 1 to 471 and encodes 156 amino acids. The transcript has a single exon. The record is from RefSeq and is a predicted model, not a curated record. NCBI's taxonomy places the organism in Eukaryota, Apicomplexa, Aconoidasida, Haemosporida, Plasmodiidae. Gene Ontology annotation, biological process: mRNA splicing, via spliceosome. Gene Ontology annotation, cellular component: ASAP complex; nucleoplasm; cytoplasm.
AUGACUGAUAACUGCCUAUAUGUUUACAAUUUAACAAAAAACGUAAGAGCAGAUCACCUGAAGGAAAUUUUCCUGAAUUUUGGGAACUUAAAGGACAUCCACAUUUCGCUCGAUGAGGAAAAUGUAAGUGGGAGCAACGGGGGGGGGAAUUUCCUGUGCGCCAGAAUAAAAUUUGAAAACGAAAUGGAUGCGACGAUCGCAAAGGAAUAUAUGAAUGGUGGACAGAUUGAUGGGAAGACUGUUUCGAUAAAAUAUGAACAUAAGGGGAAGAGCAAGGGGAAGCAUAAACAUACAAGUACAAAGCACAGUGUUAAGAGGGAGCAUAAGGAGAGGGCUGGCGGUGACAAAAGGAGACGCCUCAGAGAUGGCCGGAGGUCCAGCUCGUCCCCUUCGCGCGCAUCAGAGCAUUCCAGCAGGAGGUCCUCCAGUUCACAGGCGCGGCGGAAGAAGAAGAGUACCCGCAGAAGGUGA